GCACACUCUCACAGUCUCACACCCGCCGCUCAGCCGUAACUUCACAAAGAUGCUGAGGUCCACCGGCCGCCUUCUGCUGCUCGCGCUAGCGGCGAGCCACCUGCUGCUCACCGCCGCCGGCGCUGGCUGCGAGCCGAGCGGCACGCUCCGGCCGACCCAGAGCCACGCGUGCCAGGACUGCUGCAAGGCCGGGCAGGCGUACCCGACGUACAGGUGCUCGCCGCCGGUCUCCUCGUCCACCCGGGCGGUCAUGACUCUGAACGACUUCGACGCGGGCGGCGACGGCGGGGACCCGUCCGAGUGCGACGGCGCGUUCCACCGCAGCUCGGAGCGCGUGGCGGCGCUGUCCACGGGGUGGUACAGCGGGGGCUCCCGCUGCGGCAAGAGCAUACGGAUCCGGGCCAACGGCAGGUCCGUGCUCGCCAAGGUCGUCGACGAGUGCGACACCGUGAACGGGUGCGACCGCGAGCACGCCUUCCAGCCGCCGUGCCGCAACAACGUCGUCGACGCCUCCCAGGCGGUCUGGGACGCGCUGGGCAUCACCGGGGAGGAGGUCGGCGAGUACAACGUCACUUGGUCAGAUGCAUGACCUAUAUAUGUGCAUGGACGAAUAGAGUGUACACGCGGACCCAAAAUGAAUAAACGGAAUUUAUAA
Molecule: messenger RNA, 655 nt
Organism: Triticum aestivum (bread wheat)
Lineage: Eukaryota; Viridiplantae; Streptophyta; Magnoliopsida; Poales; Poaceae
Product: putative ripening-related protein 2
Exons: 1
Coding region: 50-589 (179 amino acids)
Source: RefSeq, a predicted model, not a curated record